AUGAGUCUACGCUCCUCAGCGGCACAACUGUCAAGGAUCCAAAAACCCGGUCAAAACAAAAAAUCACUCAUCAACCCAUUGUAUAAGAAAGUAAACAAAAAUGGUUCGCAUGGCACAAAGCCUGGAGCAAAUGAGGACAAGGUUUCAAAAAAAGAUCCUUUAGAGGUGUCUGAACACAAUAUUCAGAUGGACUUCCGACUACAAGAUGUAUCUUCCAUUGUGAAAGCCAUUAAUCUAGUUAUACGCAACCAGUGGGCUGAAAGCACUCUCUGUCAUGACAGAUAUUUUAGUCACGAGGUGAAGAUAAAUUCAAAAACCCCUUCAGAUCUACUAUUUCUGCUCAGAGGAAUAUCCAUGGAAGGAAAAGCAGACAUCAAUAAAUACAGGCACCUGCAACUUCCAACGGGGGGUAUGCUCACAGUUAAUCAACUUUACACUCUUUUUGAGUCAAAGGGUAAUACGUACGUCGAUCGCAGUCUUGAACUAUUUGUCAGAAAUAGCCAAGUGAGGAAAUUCAUAAUAACAAAUGCACUACCUGUUAUCCUGCGAACAGGAAAAGGGGGUUUAAAUAAUCAGGUCACAUAUGGGUAUGAAAAUGCGGAGGUUGUUGUCAAUACAGAGCAGUAUCUAAAUGAGAUUUCAGACACAAUCCUACAGGCUGACACUGAGGUUGCUUCAAUCAUGGCGAAAUUCAGAGAGCACAUACUAAAUAAUCCAACGGCACUUUUUGUGACGAACCAAGAUUUCUCAGCAGAUGAGCUAUCCAGCCUAGUUACCACAGGGUUCUUGACGCUAACCUCUAAUCAUCAUUUUGAAAUUGACGUCCAUCAAUAUUCCAUUGCGUAUCCCAGGUGUGGUACGUUUUUGAAGAUGAUUAAUUCGGGCAGAACCUGGUUGGUCAAAACCCUUUAUAAAACGACUUACAAAGAGAGUCUUGAAGAGAACUUGUUUAAUAAAUGGGAAGGAAAAAUAAUGGCAAACUUCAGGAAACCUUUUUACGGCUAUGAUCUUCUCUGGAUUCUUGCCGACGCGAAGGGCGCUGGUUUUAUUGAAGCGUUCAACACGCCAGUAGGCAGAGGCUGGCGCUUAACAGGAAAACUCUAA
Molecule: messenger RNA, 1104 nt
Organism: Metschnikowia bicuspidata var. bicuspidata NRRL YB-4993
Lineage: Eukaryota; Fungi; Ascomycota; Pichiomycetes; Serinales; Metschnikowiaceae
Exons: 1
Coding region: 1-1104 (367 amino acids)
Biological process (GO): positive regulation of Ras protein signal transduction; protein phosphorylation
Molecular function (GO): protein serine/threonine kinase activity
Source: RefSeq, a predicted model, not a curated record